CUACAGAAAGAAGAAGAGAGAGUUUAGAGAGAGAAAAAAAAUUAAUUACAUUGUGAAUUUCAAGCGAACGAGUCGAGCUCGACACAAUCCCCGGUUUUAAUUAACAAGAUAAAAAGAUGAGUUCAUUGGAUGUAGCGAGAGCAGAGCUAGCUCUUGCGGUAUUGUAUCUGAAUAAAGCCGAAGCAAGGGACAAGAUAUGCAGGGCGAUUCAAUACGGUUCGAAAUUCUUGAGUAACGGUGAACCUGGUACUGCACAAAACGUCGACAAAUCGACCAGCUUAGCUCGAAAAGUUUUCCGUUUGUUCAAGUUUGUCAAUGAUCUUCAUGCUCUCGUUAGUCCGAACGUACCAGGAACUCCACUUCCACUGAUUUUGCUGGGAAAGUCAAAAAAUGCACUGUUGUCGACUUUCUUGUUCUUGGAUCAAAUUGUGUGGCUGGGCAGAACAGGCAUAUAUAAGAACAAAGAACGUGCGGAACUACUUGGAAGGAUUUCUCUUUUCUGUUGGUUGGGCUCGUCUGUCUGCACCACCCUCGUUGAGAUCGGGGAAAUUGGAAGGCUUUCAUCAUCGAUGAAGAAGUUGGAGAAGGAGCUGAAGAAUACUAAUAAAUAUAAGAAUGAGCAAUACAAAACGAAGCUUCAAAAUUCGAACGAGAGAUCACUUGCUCUCGUUAAAGCAGCUAUGGACAUUGUUGUUGCGGUUGGUUUGCUUCAAUUGGCACCGAAGAAAGUGACUCCUCGUGUAACUGGUGGUUUUGGAUUCGUCAGCUCUCUUAUCUCGUGCUACCAGUUGCUUCCAUCAGCACCGAAGGCUAAGACAAGCUAAGGCGGUGGUUAAAGGUGUUACAUGAAUUCGAGCAAUUUGCUUGCGAGAAGAAGGGUGUUAAUGUAAUUUCACCUUGUUUAUAUGCAAUGUUUUUAUUGUCUAUUUUGUUGCUCAACGAUGUGACAGUAAUAAUAUGUAGCUUCCUAUUUACUACGUCGAUAAUUACAUACUACUAUUGCAUUAAGUAAUUAGUACUUGCUCUUUCUUGUGCCGACAACGUUGUAGUAGUAGACUCAAGUUUGAUUUU
Molecule: messenger RNA, 1071 nt
Organism: Erythranthe guttata (spotted monkey flower)
Lineage: Eukaryota; Viridiplantae; Streptophyta; Magnoliopsida; Lamiales; Phrymaceae
Gene: PEX11D
Product: peroxin 11D
Biological process (GO): peroxisome fission
Cellular component (GO): peroxisomal membrane
Source: RefSeq, a predicted model, not a curated record